Messenger RNA from Schistocerca gregaria, 3273 nucleotides. RefSeq lists its product as uncharacterized. The record is from RefSeq and is a predicted model, not a curated record. Gene Ontology annotation, molecular function: protein kinase regulator activity. The coding region runs from base 1 to 3273 and encodes 1090 amino acids. Lineage: Eukaryota; Metazoa; Arthropoda; Insecta; Orthoptera; Acrididae. The transcript has a single exon. Gene Ontology annotation, cellular component: cytosol. Gene Ontology annotation, biological process: cellular response to amino acid starvation; regulation of translation.
AUGAUUCAAAACUCUCAAAUCCGUGCUAUUGCGACCAAGCUUAUUAUGGCAAUAGAUGACCCAGAUAACCAUUUGGUAGGCGCUAUCAAUGCAUUAGCUGAGAACAAUUACACUGAGAUGGUUGAUGCUGCUUCAUUGGCGCUUAUUGUCCUUGUUGUUGAUCGAUCCAUAAAAAAUGGGAAAGGAGACACCAAGAAAAUGGCCAUAAAAAUGGUCGAUAGCAUCUGCCACUUAACUGACCCCAAAGACUUUUAUCUUUAUUACCCUAAGCUUUGCGCCCAGCUGAUAGAUACACUGAACGACACGAUUCCUCUAAAUCGAAUGAUCGCAGCACAUACUAUAGGAGAACUAUCUCUAAAGAUGAAUACUUGUCAUAGCUUAUCACAACAACUAAUAGAAAUGAUGAACCAGUCUAACACUGCUAUAUCAAUUGGUCUGUCGCAGGGGCUUGCACAUGUCAUGAGUCAUCUGGAUCAAGAGUACGUAGAAAUGGAAAUACUACCUCGCGUUGAAGUUGCAUGUAGAUCCGAAAUUGUAAAUAUACGUGGAAGUUUCAUGUCCUUGUUUCAAUUUCUCCCGACUGCGUUUGGCGCCAAGUUCGAAAAGUUUUUGCCUUUCGCGUUACCCGUUGUUAUCCAGGGUCUAUCUGACCAUCAAUUAUCUGUUCGAGAUGCUGCUCUAAAAUCUGGUCAAGCUAUUAUGUCCCGGUUUAACGACAACAUAGAUCUUAUUCUUCCGCAUUUAGAGAAGGCUAUGCUCGAUCCUAAUUGGCAGACUCGCGCGAAUAGCCUGCAGCUUUUAGAAGGGUUGUUUCAUGAAUUUUUAACUGCAACUUCUAAAAAUGGUGAUAUCAAAGACUAUUCGAAACUUCUUUCUUCUCCUGUCCGUUGCAGAAUUCUCGCUUGUCUCUAUGUGCUCCGAUUCGACCCUCUUUCCACGGUCUCGAAAAACGCUGUUUCCGCGUGGAAAACUGCCGUCCUUAAUACCGGCAAAACUUUACGGGCAUUGGUGCCGACGUUUAUAUCCAUUAUCGUUAAUCGUACGAGCUAUAAUGAAAUAUGGGAUCUUGUUUUACAUACUGUCGGUGAACUAGUUCAAAAGAUGGGUGACCAUGUUUUGGUCGGUAUCAUUUCUGAAUUCGAAAAGAAAAUGAAUAGUCGUCUCCCUGAAGGGACUCAAGAUUCGGUUUGCAUCGACGUCUCCGAAAUUUUGCAAGCUGCUGCAACAAAAGCAGCUAUUCACGAAUCUAAGAAACUGCUUUUCCAGAUAGUUUUGAAGGGACUUUGCAAUUCAGAGCCUCAGGUUCGAAAAUCUGCCGUGAAGAUUUUAGACUGCUUACGCAAGUACCUUGGUGAAUCUGCUAUUGAUGAAAUUUUUCCAAAGCUAAUAGCUCAAGUAGAUAACCCGGACACUCAGGUGAGGCAGGUCGCUCUUCAAGGUAUUCAGCAAAUACUCUCCUUCCAUUCACAACAUGUCCUUCCAGCACUUAUAUCGAAGCUUCUUCAACAGCCAAUCUCCGACUUUAAUGCCCGUGCUCUGGCAUCGACUGCCAAGGCUGCUGGAGCUCACCUAACACCCUUUUUGCAUACGAUUUUACCCACAUUGAUACAAGCUAGUGUCUCUUCUGAUAUGAAUUCGAACCCGGUAAAUUGCCAUUUAGUUAAGGAGGCUCUCCAUUCUGUCCUUCUUGUCAUCAAUACGUCCGAAACUCUUGGUAUCCUCUUCACUGAGUUGGCCAAAUUCGUCUCCGAUAAAUCACCCGAGCUACGUCACGCCUCGCUUGAGCUCAUCUGCUUUUAUGCCACAAACAACCAAGCCGGCCAAGCUUGGUUAGAGAACAUCAGUUUUGCCAUUCAUACAACAUUGAAGUCGUAUCAAGAUGCGGACCCACGAAUUGUUCUUUCUGCCAUUGAUUCUUUGGCCACUGUUCUGUCGACUAUUAACGUCGAAGCCAUUGCUGCUGAAUCUGUCAACGUUGUCAAAGUUAUCAAUGAUACCAUAGAACACUUACGUUUUUCAGAAACUACGGAAUAUCUAGUCUACACCAAGGGCUUCGAACCUAUACUUAAAAUCUACGUAGCAGCAAUGCGUAAUGGCUCUUCACUUAUGCGUGAACAAGCCUCUCUAGGCAUUCGCUUUCUCUUUUCUAAAUCAAAGGGCGCUUCUCUAACGCCCCCUAUGAUUCAAACUGUAACUGGAACACUGAUUCGUAUUUUGAGCGAGCGCCAAUUGGAAUCUCACAUUCGUUCUGACAUUUUACAAACAUUAAAUUUGGUGGUUGAUUAUGGUGGUUCUAGUCUGAAGCAUUUUUCUACUACACUUCAAAUCACUUAUUUAAAAUUUAUUUCAAUGCCCUACAAGCCAAUUCGCGAGCAAUCUGCUAUUGGAAUUUUGAAACUUGUAUCUCUCAAUCCCAACAUUCCGUUUCUUGUAAAAGCAUUGAUUACUGUCACGAAGGAUCCGAUGAACUCUAAUCCAGACGCAUGCUUGGAGACUGUCUCCAAUAUUUUUCAGAGCAUUGGCAAAAAUGUCGAUGGCUCACUUUGCGAAUCCAUGCGCGAGGCGCUGAACCCAUUUCUCGACCAUGAGGAUUUCACUACCCGACAACGUGCUGCUGAAGCCUUUGCAUCGACUCUUCUCUGUCUACCCUUAACUGAAAUAAUGAAAAAAGUAGAACAGCUAUUACUAGAUCAAACCCAGAAUGAUAAACGAAUUGAAACUGGACUACUAACUCUCUAUCAUAUUAUGAAACGUAACCCUGAGUUCACUUCUACUAUCAUUUGCGAUUCUCAAUCGAUUGUUGAUUAUAUCAUUCUAAACCUAAGUUCUCCUAUAGAGCUUAUCCGAGGGAUUACAUCUCAAAUUCUCGCACUAAUCCUAGCUUACGUAAAAAAUCGCCGACAAUCCGCCUAUUAUGCUAAAAUUCUAGUUAAAGUGCUUGAUGACGAAAGUAUCGACGUCAAGAUUAUGGCCCUCAAUGCCAUUCGCUCGUAUGCCAAGGCUGCACCCGAAGAAUCCGCUUAUCUACUCAAAAUUUUAGUCCCACCUACUCUGUCAAAUGUGAAAAAAAACACGUUACCAUUAAAAUGCGCAGCCGAGAGAGCACUUUAUUGCUUGUUCCAAGUCAAUAAGGGCGACGCGUUGUAUCGUCAAUUCAUAGAAAAUUUGAACGAAGCUCAGCGCAAACAGUUUACCCUGUUCUAUCGAACUCUAGAGAAGCUUACAGACGCAGAUGAGACUGCCGGCUGCGUAGAAAGUCAAAUGUUUUUGUAA